Messenger RNA from Heteronotia binoei (common prickly gecko), 613 nucleotides. Its product is annotated as CD59 glycoprotein-like. The coding region runs from base 22 to 411 and encodes 129 amino acids. The transcript is spliced from 3 exons. NCBI's taxonomy places the organism in Eukaryota, Metazoa, Chordata, Lepidosauria, Squamata, Gekkonidae. The record is from RefSeq and is a predicted model, not a curated record.
CGCACAAAGAAGAGGAGGAACAUGAAGGCCACUUUCUUUGUCAGCUGUGCAGCACUGUUCACUCUCAUCCCCUCAGGGGUCGCCUUGCGGUGUUACACGUGCCUGUUCCCCACCAUUUCUCCACUGGACUGCUUGAAGUUUCCUACACCAUGUGGCCCUUCCCAGCAAUGUCUCACUUCAGUGGCGAGAGGACACAGAGGUGCUCUUGAGCUAGUGAUCCAAGAGAAGAGUUGUGGGGAUCCUUCAAUGUGCUGGGCCCAUGGCACCCGCUCCAUGCUAGGGGCCAAUUUCACCUACUCCACUUCUUGCUGUUCAACUGAUCUAUGCAACAGAGGUGCUGGGGGGCUUGGCACUUCCAGAGGGCUGCUGACAGUCUCCAUUCUGUCAGUUGUCAUGGUCUAUCUCUGCUGAGGCAGCCGCCUUAACUGAGAACAUGAGGUGGCUCAAGCUCUACUCUGUCUGCACAUGGUUGUUUCCUCCAAGCUCCCCAUUAGACCCCUAACCUGCACAUUUGGAGAUCUCAUUUUCAUUAUGUCAUUUCCCCUUCCUUGUAUUCUUCCUUACUUUACAUCUCCAAAUGCUGCUGUGGAGAAAAUAAAUUUUAAUAAAUCUA